Molecule: messenger RNA, 1277 nt
Organism: Capsicum annuum
Lineage: Eukaryota; Viridiplantae; Streptophyta; Magnoliopsida; Solanales; Solanaceae
Product: XIAP-associated factor 1
Exons: 6
Coding region: 364-945 (193 amino acids)
Source: RefSeq, a predicted model, not a curated record
UGCCAGAAAAUGGAUAACUAAGUCAUCGGGGGUAUUGUAAGCGUCAAAAUGCUCCUUCCAUCGAGAUUGAGCACUUUGUCGUCUCAAUUCGAGUGCAUACACGCGCAGCAAGGGAGCGUGAGAAAACAUAUGAGUUUCUCAAUCAAUGAUAGGACUCCGACCCGUUUAAGUGAAAAGGAAACAACAUAAUCGUCGUCAAAGUGGACUCUCUCUAUUUGUUUUUCUAAGCUAAAACAAAAUAAAGGGAGACCAACAGUCUCUCUCUUUUCUCAGAUCAAUCAUCAUUUCGAUAAUUCCAAUAUUCUGAAUCUUAGAUUUUAAUUGGAAGGGAGAGAUUUUCGUGGAUCUUUUUGGUGUGGAGUAAUGGCUGUAGCUUCUGAUCAAGCCACCAGCAUCUGCACUCACUGUGACAGAGCAAUUCCUUCCACCAAUCUCGAUCUUCAUUUUGCUCACUGCUCCCGGAAUCUUGAAAAAUGUAAAAUCUGUGAGGAUAUGGUUCCUAGAAAAUUUGCAGAGGAACAUUACUUGAGCACUCAUGCUCCGGUUGCCUGUUCUCUGUGUAGCGAGACAAUGGAUCGUGAGAUUCUAGCUGUUCAUAAAGGUGAAAAAUGCCCAAAAAGGAUAGUGACAUGCGAUUAUUGCGAGUUUCCUUUGCCUGCGAUUGACUUAUUCGAGCAUCAGGAAGUAUGUGGCAACCGAACAGAAUUAUGCCAUCUUUGUAGCAGAUAUAUUAGACUGCGAGAAAGAGAUGCUCAUGAGGGUACAUGCAAUGGAAUCAUAAGUAGUAUUGCGGAAUCUUCCAGGAACGCACGUGCGACUGAAAGAGAACGUGGUCCUCCCAGAAGGCAGCCACAAGAAUUUUCCAAAAAGCGGCUUCUGUUUACAAUCGCGAUAACAGGCAUUGCUGUUUUAUUAGGCUCACUUCUUUUCCAGAGGAAAGUCUAGCAGACUCAAGUGCACUAAUACCGAGAACGCCGUCGGCAGGCUUUACCUUUCAUCUAUCAACUGAUAUAUCAAAUCACUAAAUUUUCUCACUGUCAAAGAACUUACCAUAAGCAAUAAUUAUAUGCCUAAAAUUUCUGUCUGUACAAGUAGUUAAUAUGUGAAUCCAUUUCUUCUGAGAUGAGUUGAACUGGUUACGGGUGUUAUAUGUAAAGUGGAAGUUAAUCAAACUGUAUCUUUAGUAGUAGUGAAAAUAAUGUGUUGCCCUUUUGAAAUUUUCUGUCCCUCAUAAAGUGGAAUCAAUUCUUAUUGAAGCAACUUGUGUUUGUAUCAAA